Dreissena polymorpha is the source of this 4044-nucleotide messenger RNA. Its product is annotated as caspase-3-like. The coding region runs from base 1768 to 2544 and encodes 258 amino acids. The transcript is spliced from 3 exons. The record is from RefSeq and is a predicted model, not a curated record. Lineage: Eukaryota; Metazoa; Mollusca; Bivalvia; Myida; Dreissenidae. Gene Ontology annotation, biological process: proteolysis. Gene Ontology annotation, molecular function: cysteine-type endopeptidase activity.
CGUCUAUCAGGUACACGUACGACGCUCAUUAUGUUCAUAUUAUGCACCUCGGUCACGAGUUGUCAUAAGGAAGUUAUACAAAAAUAUGAUUGCUGUUUAUAAACACGGAGUAAAGAUCUAUGGAUAUAAAUAUUUUUCGCAAAAAUGAUUCAAAUAAAGUGUUAGGAACUAUACAAUAAAUGUGAAAUAUAGAAAAAUCAUGUUGGGAAAAUUCUGAUCAAAAGAGUGGUUUAAACGGACUAAAUCAUAACCUGUCGCUUACUUUGAAGAAUUGAUUAAGUACCGCACAAUUUUAGAAAAUCCGUUGUUUAUAUAAAUGAAUAUUAUUAUCUUCAUAAUCUAUUUAAAAACCUAAUACACCUACACGAUCUCUCCAGGAAAGAUUUAGAAUAAUAUAAUUAGAUCAUUAUCGUUGAACCACAAUUGGGGCUAUAAGGGUCGUUCGCCGCAAACUGAAUUUGACAUUUGAGACAAGUGUUGUGAACUAAUUAAAUACGUUUUUUUUCUGUGGACAAACGCCAGUUAGUAUAACCAUGUUAUGGAGGUUACCGAUGACGAACACAAGGAUUGUUGCCGGGUAGAGCAAGCAACUGGAAAAACCGAAUGUCAUGCUAUCACGUGAUUGUGAACAAGCCAAUUUGUUCAAAGUACACGCGACAUUGCAUAAUUACGGUGAACACCACCCGUUGGUGAUCGAAAGUGAAAGUCGAAAGACAAGUAUAAAUAAUGUUGAAACAGAAAAGUCUGACAAAAACUGUGGUACAAAAGCUACUGUCGACAUCACCAUGCAAACUACUCGUUCAUCCACGGAUAGUUCAUUAGAAAACAUUCGUUCAGCGAAGAAUAUAGAAAUUAAAACAGCCGACUUUAUUUCGGUCCUUCAAGCCAUCGAUCAGGAUAAUAAAAUACAUUAUGGACCAAUAGAAUAUAGAAAACCAAUCCCUGACGAAGAAAAUAUAACAGAAAAUUGGAACGAAAUAGGCAUGACGCCUCAAACGAAGACUUUAUAUGUAAGGAGUAAUUUUGAGAAAGAUAACAACGAUGGCUACAGAAGAGAAUUAUGUGAUGCUGAGUCAGAAGAUGAAUGUGAUGCGUUUGAUGGUUUCGGAAAAUUGGUUAAACAAAAAGUUAAAACGUUAAUUGCGUGUUCCUCUAGUAAAGGGAUGACAGUGGAUGACGACAGUUUAUCAUUCCAAAAAGCAAAUAAAGAAAAGGUAGAUGAAAACGGUGAUUAUGUGUGGGUAAAUAGUCCCUUACACGGUCAAGAAACAGGAAAUAACACAUGUACUACAGUUGUACAUGAAGGCGAAGAGAAAGAGAACAAAGUCAGGGUUAGACAAGAAGAUUGCGGCACUAUAGCCUCUACCGUGUUCACUCCAGAAUUUACUGAAACCACGACAAAAACGUGCCAUUUUUUCCUUCCCUCACAGGUCGAUGAAAAAGUGACCCAAUCCUCACAAACUGGUCAAAUUUCAAAUACCAAAUAUUCUGGAAAGAGCAUUUUACUUGUUGACCCAUACAAUUUCAAUCGCGGUCACCGAGGCUUUAUGAUAAUCGUUGUUAAUCAAAUGUUCAAGCAUCACGCGUUUAGGGAUGGAGCACAUAAAGAUGUUGUGUAUUUAAAAAACAUUGCUGACAAACUUCGUUUAACCGUCUUUGAAGGUAAAAAUGAAGAUAUGUCCUUUACAGAAACGAAACAAUUGCUCGAAGAUGUGAGAUGUCUCGACCAUUCGAACUGUGACAUGCUUGCCGUAGCAUUUAGCACACAUGGGUUGGAACAGCCGAACCCAAAAGCUAAAGGAAAGAGUGACCACGCCCUUGUGUGCUCAGACGACAGGACUGAUUUUCACCAGCACAAUAACUGAAAUGUUCAACGACGAAAAUUGCCCAACUCUGAAAGACAAACCAAAAUUAUUCCUAAUCCAAGCUUGUAGAGGUGAAGAACAUGACAGCGGUGCUGACCUUUCGGUGGCAAAAGAGGCCGCACUUGAUCGAACUUGUGGCGGUAACACAGAGACCUGUUGUCAGCCUUGCCUGGACGACUCUGACGCGUGCUUUGCUAAGGACAGCUGGGCUGGUGGCCAUGAAAACCAAGGUCAACCUGUAAACCUCCAUGACGACCUCCCGGCUACAACCGGAAAUGAGCCAACCGCGUUACCAAUGGUUCAUCAGUUCACUCCCACUAAGCUCGUUCGUGAGCCUCUUGGGUUGAGUCCCCAGCUAAAACCUUUCCCAUACGUUGACACACCGUCUCUGAAGUGCGAAAACGAUCAACUUGUUUUCUACGCCAUACCCCCGGGUAUGUUGGCGUGGCGGAACACAAAGGAAGGCUCCUGGAUGCUCUACUAUCUUAACAAUCUAAUUGAGAAGUGUGAUGUGAGGCUGCCAAUUAAUAUGCUAAAAUUGUUGUUAAAAGUGAACGCCAAUAUGUCUUUGAGGUCUACUGACGCUCCUUCUGAUAAAAAUCUCAAUAAAAAGAAGGCGAUAUCAGUUGUAGAGCACAAACUUACUAGGGACCUAAUCUUUCCGCCGUUCGUGAAAUAAUAAAUUACAUAAAACUUUUUUUGUAAACCCCGAUGAUGUUUUAAGAUUCUUUUAUAAGAACUUUUUUUUUUUAACAGCAAUCAGUUAUUUUGAUAUUCUGUUAAAAUUCUUGUUCAAAUUCGUAUUGUACAAUAAAACAUCAAAUGGAACAAAAGUUGCUGCAUACAGAGCAAGGAAGCUUUUUUCUUUUGCCUAUUUCGACAAAAAGUUGGUUUGUAUUUCACGUUCAAUACUUGUAUCUGGCAAAAUGAGCUUUACAAAAAAUACCACAGACAGCGCUGAGACAUGCUUAUGAAAGUAUAAGUUAUGUUGAUUUGAAAAAAAAACCGCACAUUUGUGAAUAUGAAAAUGGUAAAAAAAAUGCGAUCCAUAUGGUGAUAAACUGCUCGCACUGUUAUGAAAUAUAUAUAUAUACUAAUACAUAGUGCCAGUUACGCGGUCUCGGUAGUUUUCAGACUAUACUUAAGGGGUCAAUAUUAAAAACGGGGUCCUUAUACAACCCCGCGCUCUAUGCACCUUUAAUUACUAUGGGGGAGGGGGGGGGGGGUGUAGGGGAGGUAAUGCAAUCAAAUGUCACAAUAAGGUCUUAUAUCGAAAACCACAAUCACGUCUGAAAAAGAAAUUUUGUAUACCUCGCAAUUAAUGUUGCAAUAUAUUUCUUUGAAUGAGACGUUAAAUAAAUGACGUAUUUAUUUAUAAUACUAUAUUAGGUACCCCCUAUAUACCUUAAUGCGUGUUAAUAUCGGAUAAAAAAGGGUAUGGAGAUAUAUCCUGGCGAUAUGUGUGAAUAUAUAUAUAUACUUUAUUAUGAACCUGUUAAUCUUUUCGUUUGUUGACAUCAUACAAUUUAGUCAUUUUAUGUUGCAUAUUCACACGUUUCAUUUAUAUUUUAAUAUGUUUGUUCGCUGUAAAGGGAUACUUCUCUGUCAUAUGAGCUUUUUACCAGAAUAGGGUACGAUAUAUCAACAGUCUUAAAACAUGAACAUAUGCUGUAUUCGUAUUAAUUGUUUUCGCUGUGCUCUGUUUCAAACUACAUCGAUGUUUCUCUUGUAAGAUACGUACACUUAUAUUAAUUUUGUUUUUCGUUGUGCGUAUAUGCAUUAUUUUGUUGAUUCUGUUAUUUAUUCUGACAAAUCUCAUCUUUUUAAAAUUUAAUACACAAGAAAUCAAAUAUGUUUGAAAAAUGUUUAAUAUGCUCACACAUAUUUAUCUGGUUUUCAUGGUCAAUAGUUUUACACUAUUAAUUGGUGUGUUGAGGAAGUAUAUCGGAUCAUCGCAACAUAGUUAAUUAUUAAACUUUAAAUAGAUGCAUUUUAGUUUAUUAAGUGUAAUAUAUUAUGCUAUGUUUUAUUUUAUGUCAGUUUUAUGAGAUUGUGAUAUAUAGUCUCUUAUUAUUCGCUAAGAAUGGCUACAUUCAUACCCACAUGCUAUGCAUCUUUGAUUGUAAUAAUUGUUAUGAUGAAUUGUGGAUGAGUCUUUAAUAAACUAAAUAUGUCUGUA